UAGUACCAAUUUGGAUGUUGAGCCGGCAGCCCGUGGCUUAACAUACUAGCUGACUGCCGAGUGAAGAACACAUAAAUAAUUUGCGUUUGUGAUAAAGAUAAAUACACACGCAAGAAGAAAAAUGGACGCCACCAUUGAAGAAACUUUCGUGGGAGAAAUUCGCCGGAAAUCUGUUCGGAGGACUUACAAAAUUGAGGAGACUUCGUCGACUACGACGACAACCACAAUGACAACAAACCAGAAACUAUAUGGAAAGGACCUGAGUGCUUACGAUGAUGUGGAUGUUGAUACGUUAUUGUCCCAGCUGUCCCCAGAGGAAAUAAACAUUCUUGCCAAGGAAGUGGAUCCAGAUGAUAACCUUCUGCCGCCAUCACAGAGAUGUAGCUAUGCAUGUGACAAGGAUCCCACUGGCCCACUGAAUCGGAAGAAACUGAUUGAGCACAUCAACAAACAGGCUCUGGAAACACCAGAUAAGCCAGAACUGAAACCAUAUGUUCCAGGCACUAUCAGAGGGAAGAAGUGGAUUCCCCCACCACCAUCAGCAAAGGAGGCAGAAGCAGAGGAGCAAAUCACUAUUGACUUGGGAGAUGAGUAUGAGCAUGCGCUUAGUGCAGCCACACAAGAGGAAAUUAUUGAUCUUGCUGCUAUUCUGGGUUUCCACUCGAUGAUGAACCAGGAUCAGUAUCACGCAUCCCUGCUGAGCAAGGGUCAACCCAUUGGCCUGGGCUGGGAUGGGAUCACUAAAGCAUCACAACCAAAGCCAUACCCUGCAGAUCCUCCCAACAUGACAGAUCCUGACACCACUAUAAAACAGGUUCAGGAUGAUGAUCACACCCUUAUUGAUCUCAACUGGAACAACAUUAAGAAUAUCUCAGAGGAGAAGUUUACUCAGCUGUUUGAAGCCCUCCCUAGCAACACACACUUGGAGACACUGAGCCUGACAAACACUGCCAUGACCGACACUACCGCUCUCAAGCUGGCAGAGGCCUUGGAACACAACAAUACCCUGCGUGUAGUCAACGUGGAAACAAACUUCAUCAGUCCAGCCGUUAUUGUGCGACUCAUUAAAUCCUUGCUCACUACAAAGUCUAUUGAAGAGUUCAGAGCAUCAAACCAACGCUCCCAAGUAUUGGGAAAUAAGAUCGAGAUGGAGAUAACAGGGCUUGUGGAGCAAAAUCCCACUCUCCUAAGGCUUGGUCUGCACUUGGAAUAUAAUGAUGCUCGUCACCGCAUUGCAAUGCACCUGCAGCGCAAUAUCGACAGGAAUCGUCUUCGCAGGAUGGGGCGCGCCUCUCGCAACUACACCAUUGGAUUUGUGAUGCACCGUAAUUCAAUGCAAGAGUGAAGAAUUGCUGGAUUUUAUCUUCACUUUAGCUGUGUGUGCACCUGGACAAAAUCUUAUAUAUGAGAGCUUUGAAUAUGGUGCGUUGAUUUGAGGCUUUACGUUAUUUUUAUUUACUACAUCUCUCUUCUAUUUCAAAGUAAGAAAACCCCAUUCUUUUUAUGCCGAAUCAUCCUACCACUUUUUUUAAAAACAAUUUCUCAAUUUUAUGUAUAGAAGGACAUAUAAUUGAAAUGCACUGUUGUAUAAUGCUUUUGAAGUUGAGUCACUGUAGCACCAAGAUGCACAUUUCAUGUAGAUUGUGUAAGAUUUUCAUUCUGUUUGUAUGGGCCUGGAGGACUUGAUGACUGGUAUCUGAGGUUGAAGUUUUUGCAGUUAAGCUCAUUUUUUUUUCUCUAAAACAGUUUUUUUUCCCCCUAUCAUAUUGGCACUUUAUUGCAGAAAAUUGACUUUUUUUGUCUCAUUGUUCUGGCUAACAGAAGUACUCAUUCUCAUGCGCUUGGUAUUGAGACUUCCAUACAUGAGCCUGUGACUAGUUACCCCUGCCAGUGAUUUUUCCAGAUUUUGAAAGAGCUUACUGCAAUUCCAAAUGUUUUAAGAUAUUUUCUUUAAGAAGCAACGUACUGUUUUAAAUUGAUCAGUAUGAACUAAGAUUUAGGCAAUAGAAUAUUAUGGGCAAAGAGAAAUAGUUGUACAUUUUUUUCUUAAUACCUCUUUCCCUCCCCAAGUUUUGGGAUUGUUUUUAAUAUACAAAUAAAACUUUAAUUUUACUUGUAAUAAUCACAUUAAAUAUGGCUGUAGACUACUUGUUUGUACAGAUUUGUAAGUAUUUUGUAAAAUUCUGUUAAGCAAAUUAAUAAUUGUAUUUACAUGUGACAGUUAAUUGUAUUAGUUGAUGCUGGUGCCCAACCUUUAUGUGCUAUCAAUGACUCAUGGAUUUCAAUUAUUGCAGUAAAUUGGCAUGAAAUAUCUUGCACACAUGAUCAUGAAUUUUGCCCCAUUGUCUCAAGACUGCCUGUAACAAGUGCCAAGUAUGGGGCAACGUGACUGAAGUAUUGUGUAUCACCAUAUGGUCAGUGUUAUGGAUUCAGACUUAUGUUGUGGACUUCCAUAAACAAACAAGGCAUUUAGAGCACUGAUUAUUCGGAAGUAUUUUGUUAUUGAACAGUAAUACUCUGUGUCAAGCUGGAAAUGAUGUAGUGAUGUCUCUAUUAUCAAUUUUCUGUUGCUGAUGGUUUGAUCAUGUUUCAUCUUUCACUUUUCAGUCAUUGCUUUGUAAACUGAUAUUAUGCAUUUUUUUUUCUUUCCUUUCAUACCACGAGCAUAGUGGAGAUUGUUCAGUCUUGCUAGGCUGAGACAAUGCACAUACAUUUGAUUUUUAUUGCAUAAUAUGCUUCCAUCUUUCACUGUGAAUGCCUUUAAUGUACAGUAAUGGAACAAAUAAUAAUAAUAACAACAAUGAGAACAUUA
Messenger RNA from Cryptotermes secundus, 2812 nucleotides. It is a transcript of the gene tmod, whose product is annotated as tropomodulin. Gene Ontology annotation, biological process: myofibril assembly; pointed-end actin filament capping. Gene Ontology annotation, cellular component: myofibril. NCBI's taxonomy places the organism in Eukaryota, Metazoa, Arthropoda, Insecta, Blattodea, Kalotermitidae. Gene Ontology annotation, molecular function: tropomyosin binding. The record is from RefSeq and is a predicted model, not a curated record. The coding region runs from base 122 to 1345 and encodes 407 amino acids. The transcript has 9 exons.